AUGGCUUCUCUUGUUGGGAUUUAUCAAUUCCUAUCAUCACCUGAUGCAAAGGUGUGGCUAAAGGAGCACCUGAUUGACUUGAAGUUGUACGAGGCAAGAGUUGAGGAUUUGACAGCUGUUGUUCCAAAACUGAAGAGAGAGAGAGAAAGGGUUCAACAUAGAGUUGAGGAGGAAGAAAGUCGUCAUGGGAGAGGAAUUUCAGAUGAAAUUAAAGAAUGGAUAAAACGGGUGGAUAAAGUGAUUUCUGAGCAUGAGGAUUUUGAUGGAGAUCAUGAAUGCCAUGAACUUGCUGCGUUGGACUUCUUUACAAAUGGUUACCUUCCUAAGCCAGGGAUAAGGUAUCGUCGAAGUAGAAAAGCAAAUGAUAUUAUAGGAAAGGUUAAUGGAUUACUGCAAAAGGCGCCAAAGUUUGAUUCGUUUUCAUAUUGGCUUGGCCCACCCUCCAUGGAAUCCUUUUUCUCUAAUGUUGAUUAUGAAAGACUUCCAUCAAGAGAUGAAGCUAUGGAAAAGAUUAAGACAGCAUUGGAAGACCCAAGUGUUAGAAUAAUCGGGCUUCAUGGGUUGAGUGGUGUAGGCAAGACCACUUUGGUCAAAGAACUAGCCAAGGAUUUCUUGGAAGCUAACACAUUUAAAAGAGUCAUCAUGGCAAACGUAACAAGGAAUCCAGACAUAAGAAAAAUUCAAGGACAAAUUGCUGACAUGUUAGGGAAGCAAUUAGAUGGGGAAAGUGACAUUGCUAGAGCUGAUCAAAUAAGAAACAGAUUAAAGAAUGAGAAGGAGGGCACCCUUAUAAUCCUAGAUGACCUUUGCGAGAAAUUGGACUUCAACAUGCUAGGGAUUCCAUCAGUGAACAAUAAUAAUGAUUAUGGCUCGAUGAAUGUGAAAGAAGGAACAUCACUAGGCGCUGUGAUGGGGAAACCGGAAAAAAACAAGGGUACUUCCAAAGUGAUGAAACCGAAAACAACCUCUGGUGCUUCCAAUAGGAUGCAAACAGACGAAACUCAUUACAGAGGGUGCAAAGUUUUGUUGAUUUCUGAAAUCAAACAAGUACUAUUAAGCCAAAUGGGAGGGAAGGAGAGCUCUAUUUUUCAAUUGGAGGCCUUGAAGGAAAAUGAACCAAAGAUACUAUUCACGAAAAUGGCUGGAAUAAAUGAGAGAAAUUUUGAAUUUGUAAAAUUAGCUGCUCAAAUUGCUGACAAAUGCAAUGGAUUGCCAAUGUUGAUAGUUACAACGGCAAAGGCAUUAAAAAAUCAAAGCCGGUCAACGUGGGAGGAUGUUCGUCGACAACUUGAAUGGCAAAAGUCAACAGGGUCGCCUGAGUUUUCUACAAAGUUGAGUUAUCAGCUUUUAGAAGAUGAGGAGCUCAAGUACACUUUCUUACUUUGUGCUCGCAUGGGUCAUGACACAUUACUUAUGGAUUUGGUGAAAUACUGCGUUGGUUUGGGUUUUCUUCAAGGAAUCUACACAGUAAGGGAAGCCAGAGAUAGAGUGUAUUCAUUGGUUGGAAAGCUAAAGGGGUCUGGUUUGUUGUCUGAUAGUUAUUCAACUGAUCAUUUUACCAUGCAAGAUAUUGUUCGUAGUGCGGCUUUGUCAAUAGCAUCCAAGGAUAAGCAAGUAUUUACAAUGACAAAGGCAAAAGUAGAUGAAUUGCAUGACAAAUUUCGAAGGUAUGCUGCUAUUUCCUUACAUCAUUGUGAUAUCAUUGAAGGCUUUCCUAGGAGAAUAAAUUGCCCAAAACUUACAGUCUUCCAUGUCAACAAUAUUUAUCCACAUUUGGAAAUACCUGACAACCUUUUUCAAGGAAUGAAAGAACUCAAAGUGUUGAUAUUGACUGGCUUUCAUCGAUCCCCCUUACCUCCAUCAAUUAGAUUCUUAACAAAACUCCGAAUGCUUUGUUUGGAGCAAUGUGUGCUAGGUAAGGACUUAUCCUUCAUAGCUGUGAUGAAAAUGUUAAGAAUUCUUAGCUUUUCAGGAUCUGAUAUUGAGAAAUUGCCAGUUGAGUUGAUGCAAUUAACAAAUCUUCAAAUUUUUGACAUAAGUAAUUGCUUCAAACUUAAUCACAUUCCUUCCAAUGUAAUAUCCAGUUUGAUUAGUUUGGAAGAGUUGUAUAUGAGAAACACUUUGAUUCAAUUCAAGGUUGACCAACAAACAAAACAAAGUUUAGGUGUUCUUCUAUCUGAGUUAAGGCAUCUGAAUCAGUUGACAAUUUUAGACAUACAAAUUCCGUACAUUGCCCAAUUGCCGAAGAACUUGUUCUUUGACAAGUUAUAUAGUUACAAGAUUGUUAUUGGAGAAUUGAAUGCAUAUUUAGAGACAGAUUUCAAGAUGCCCGAGAAGCAUGAAAGAUCAAGAUUUUUGGCAAUACAGUUAAAAAAGGCCUUCGACAUUCAUUCUCAAAUAGGUAUAAAAAUGUUGUUCGAUAGAGUUGAAAAUUUGUUGCUGGAAGAUCUCGAAGGCGUCCAAGAUUUAUUUUAUAGAUUGAAUUUGAAGGGAUUUCCAUAUCUAAAAUCUCUGUCAAUUGUAAAUAAUUCUCAUAUUCUAUCUCUCAUUGAUCCAAAGAAGAGAAGGCAGCAUCCUGAGAAGGCUUUCCCCAAAUUAGAGUCAUUGUAUCUCUAUAAUCUCAAGAAAAUGGAAAGACUAUGCUCUUGUAGACUUUCAGCACCCUCCUUCACCAAAUUAAAAGUCAUCAAGAUCAAUCUUUGUAGUGAAUUAAAGAAUAUCUUCUUAAUUUCUAUGGUUAAACUUCUAAUUGUUCUUGAAACAAUUGAAGUUUCUGAAUGUAACUCUUUGGAUUACAUUGUCGAUGUGGAACAACAUAAUAAUCGCAAUGAAGAGCUUAAAUUUCUUGAGUUGCGCUCUUUGACACUACGAUCUUUACCCCAAUUUGUUGGCUUUUCAUCGAGGGCAAUAGGAGGGAUAUUCAACGAAAAGGUUGUAGUUUCCAAAUUAGAGAGAUUGGAGUUGUCCUUAAUUCAAAGUGACAGAAUAUGGAGUAAAGAAGCUUCGCUAUGUUCCUAUUUUCAAAAUUUGAGACACUUGGAUGUGAAUUAUUGUUGGAAUUUAACAAAUUUGUUGUCAUUUUCAAUGGCCAAGAGUAUGUUGAAUCUUCAAAGCCUUUUCGUAAGCGAAUGUGAGAACAUGGAAUGCAUUUUUGUCGAAGGUGCAGGUAGUAGUUAUCUUGGUAAAAUGAAGGAUAGACUCUUUCCAAAUUUGAAGAAUAUAAAAUUGACUAGCAUGAAGAGUUUAAGUGAGAUAUGGAAUUCUGAAGUCCCUCCAGAUUCCUUCGCAAAGCUGGAGACUUUGAUAAUCGAGAAGUGUGAUAAAUUAGUCAAUGUUUUUCCUCUUUACAUGGAGAAAAUGUUUCAAAGUCUAUGCACCUUGAGGGUUACUAAUUGCAAGUCCAUGAAAGCUAUAUUUGACUUAAAGAACAAAAGGCGAGAUGCUGGGAAUGUAACCAACUUGCAAGAUGUUCAUUUAGAAACACUCCCGAAAUUGGAAAAGAUAUGGAAAGACAAUCAGGAAGGGGCUCUUAAAUUGAAUAACCUGCAAAAAUUACGGGUUCGCGAUUGUGACAGCUUAAAAAAUAUAUUUCCAUUUCCCGUGGCCCAUUGUCUUAAUAAUCUUGAAUAUCUUAUGAUAUUGGAUUGUUUUGAAUUGAGGGAAAUUGUUGCCAAGCGGGAAGGUAUCAAAAUCGAUGGAAGCAGACCAACUCCAACUCCAGCACCAGCACCAACACCAACACCAACACAAAAACCAUUUUUGUUUCCUAAACUAAUGACAGUCAAAUUUUCAAACCUACCAAAACUCAAGUGUUUCUAUCCAGAAGUUUAUGAGCUAAGUUGUCCUGCUUUGAAGGACCUGUCUAUUGAACUUUGUGACAAGCUGGAACCAUUCGAAAAAGAAAGUGCAGAUGCUCAUCCAAGAAAGCCUAUCUUUCCUGAAGAGGUAAUCAAUAAGCUCAAGGCCAUACAAAUUGAGUUGUGGCAUGCAAAUUCGUCCAGCAGCUACAUGGGGGAGGGGAACUAUCGAAGCAAUAACUUAGAAGAGCUUCAGUUAUCAAAAUUUAUGAAUACUGAGAUUCUAUAUUCUUUCCUUCAUAACAAUCCUAAUCUACAAAGCCUCUCAUUGAACAAUUGCUCCUUUAAAGAGAUAGUGCCUCUUAAAAGGCGUCCUGAAAUUCAGAACUUAGGGGUUGUUCCAAAGCUGAAAAGCCUGAAGUUAAUAGACUUACCUAUGCUUGAGAAGAUAGGCUUUGAACGAGACAUAGUCCUUCAAAGAAUAGAGAGCUUGAUUUUAAAGAAUUGUCCUUCUUUAGACACUAUAGUGCCUUCCUCGGUUUUUCUAGCUCACUUGACAUAUUUGGAAGUGGUUGAAUGUAAUGGAUUGAGAAACUUAAUGGCCCCAUCAACUGCUAUGGGUCAACUCAACAUCAUGAAAGUAAUGAAAUGUGAAUCUUUGGAGCAAAUUGUAAGGGAUGAAGGAACAGAUGCAGACAAAGUUGAGAUUGUUUUCAAACAAUUGAGAACUCUAGAACUUGUGUCACUGAAGAACCUCAAAAGCUUCUGCAGCUCUGAGAGUUGUGUCUUCGAGUUCCCGUCAUUGGAGAAAUUAGUAAAGUGUUUUGAAGGUAUGGAGGAAAUGAAUUUUUCCGAACAUCCUGAGUUACAAAAAGCUUGGCAAUCAAAUGAUGCUCAACUGCUAGAGAAUUGGUUUUCGAGCUUGACGACUUUGAAGCUGGUCGAAUGUAAAAUUCAACCCUAUGCAGUUCCAUCGAAUAUUCUUCCUUGCUUAAUGAGCUUAAAAGAAUUGGAGGUACAUAAUUGCAAGAAAAUAAAGGCAAUUUUUGACAUGGAAAACCGAGAAGACACAAUAUUCCAAUUGAAGAAUUUGAGUUUAAAAGAGCUACCGAAGUUAAGACUUGUGUGGGAAAAGAACGGUCAAGGAAUUCUCAGCUUUCAAAAUCUGCAACAUGUCUUUGUCAGUGGUUGUAAAAGGUUGCCGACUCUGUUUCCUGUGGCCCUGGCCAGAAACCUUAAGAAGCUCGAGAAACUUGAAAUCCAAUCUUGUCAUAAGUUGUUUGAAAUUGUUGAAAAGGAAAAAGCAGCAGCAACAGCAGAGGUGCCAGAAGAGUUUGUGUUCCUCCGUUUGACCGUGUUAAAUCUUUAUGACUUGCCACAAUUAACUCACUUUUACCCUCAAACAUUCACUGUGGAAUGCCCCGCUUUAAGUAAUUUAACUGUAUUGGAUUGUGGUGUGUUUGAGGUAUUUCAAACUCCGGAAGACGAACAUUCCACAGCAGAGGGUGAAGGUAGUAGCAUUUCAAUUAAUAGACAACCCCUUUUCUCAAAUCUAAAGGUCAUUGCCAAACUUGAGGAGUUGUCACUCGAUUGGAAAUACACUUCGAUAUUACGGUCUUGGAUAGCGUCUGGACAAUUUGAAGAAAACCUCAAGUAUUUGAACGGUCUUUCUCUGUUCUUUGAUUGCCAUGAUGAUGACACGCCUAAUUUUCCUAUUCAAAUUCUUGAAAAGGCUCCCAAUUUAGAACAAAUGAGUCUAGAAUAUUGCAAGAAACCUGAGAUAUUCCUCACUCAAAACCCCGUUAAGGACGGGAUGCUUGAACAGUUGAAAGAAUUGGCAGUGAACGUAGUAUCAGAUCUCCCUUCCAUUGGAUCAAAUGGACCAUCAUUGUUAAAUGCAAUCUGCGAGAGGCUCCACCAAUUAUAUGUUUUCGAUUGUUCUGAUUUGAGAGCAGUCGUAGAUUCUUCUAGUACAGUAUCUUUCGCCAAUCUAAAAAUAUUGUUUAUAUCCGAAUGUCCUAAAUUGGAAUAUUUAAUCACAUCCUCAGCAGCAGAAAAGUUAAAGCACCUUGAGGAGUUAAUGGUCGUUAAUUGUGAAUUACUGAAGGGAAUAGUGGCGAACGAGCAAAACCAACCAACUUCAGGAGUGAUUGAAUUUAAGCAGCUAGACUCUAUAAGCCUAAUUUCUUUAUCAAAACUGGAAUGUUUUUAUUCAGGCACUGCCACUUUGGAUUUACCAUCUCUGAUACAAGUUCAAAUAUUACAGUGCCCAGAUAUGAAAUAUUUCUCACAAAAUUUGAAAGUUGGAAAAUCUUUUAGAGGAAUUCAAGGUUCAGACAAUGUAAAUGAUGAUUUGAUCUGGGGUGAUAAUUUCAACUCCUCGGUAGAAAAGGUGUCUCUUCUACAACGGGAUAAUUUAUAUUUCAAGGAUUCUCCAAUGUUGAAAGAGAUAUGGCUUGGGUCAGAGAUAGCCCUAAGUUGGUGUUUCAGCAAUUUAAGUAGUUUAGUUUUGGAAGGAUGUGAUUUUUUAUCAAAUGCAAUUCUACCCUCUCAUUUGCUUCCUUUAUUAAGAAACUUGAAAAAAUUGCAAGUACGGGAAUGCAAUUCUAUUAAGGCAAUAUUUGAUCAUAUAAUGAUGAUUAAUGGGAAUGGGGGACCUAAUGGAAAUUACAACCUUCCACUUCUGAAAAACCUUAGUGUGGAAAACUGUGAAGGGUUAGUACAAUUUGUUGCAAAGGAUGAAGCAACCGUUGAAGAAGCAAAUAAAGAGCUUAUAAUUUUCCAGAAAUUAACCUCAUUGAAGCUGCUGAAUUUGCCAAAUCUGAGGUGCAUUUAUCCUGGAAUAGGCAUUCUAGAAAUGCCUAAGUUAAGAAAAUUAGAUGUUUCUUCAUGUCCUCGUUUGACAACAUUAGUACAUUCUACUUCUACUGUAUCUUCCUCUAAUCUAAAAUUCUUUUACCUAUCCAAAUGUGGUGGAUUGGAGUAUUUAUUCACAUCCUCAACGGUAAAUAAGUUCAACUGCCUUAAGCAUUUCAGUGUUGAGGAAUGUGAAUCGAUGAAAGUAAUAGUGGCUAAAGAGCAAGGUGAUACAAGUUCAGAAGUGAUCAAAUUUGAGCGACUAGAAUUGAUGGUUCUAAGCUCUUUAUCAAGCCUAGAAUGUUUUUAUUCAGGCAGUGCCACUUUGGAGUUAUCAUCCCUGACAGCAGUGCAAAUAUUGCAGUGCCCAAAAAUGGAAAAUUUCUCUAUGGGAUCAACAGAUGCAAAAUCUUUUACUGGAAUUCAAGUUUCCACUGACUCAAAUGAUGAUUUGGUCCUCCACAAUGAUAUUAAUGGCUCAGUGAAACGGAUCUUUCUACAACAGGAUCAUUUAGCUCUCGGGGAUUCUCGUAUGUUGCAAGAGAUAUGGCUUAAGCCGGAGCCACUCCCAAGCUGGUGUUUCUGCAAUUUAAAUUCUUUGAUCAUUGAAGGCUGUGAAUUUUUAUCAAAUGGGAUACUACCAUGUCAUUUACUUCCUUUCCUUAGUAACUUGGAAAAGUUGCAAGUUCAAAAAUGUAAUUCAGUGGAGGCAAUAUUUGAUCUGACACAGAUGAAUAAUAUGGAACCUGCUUCUGUUCCCCUCUCCAUUCCCUUAAAGAAACUGAUUUUGGAUCAGCUUCCAAUUCUGAAGCAUGUUUGGAAUGGAGAUCCUCAAGUAAGUCUCAAUCUUCCAUUUUUGGAAGAAGUUUUGGUUAAUGAAUGUGACAGCAUAAAAGGUUUGUUUCCAGCAUCAGUGAUUAACAAUAAACUACAAAAACUUCAUGUGGAGAACUGUGCGGAGUUGGUGGAAAUUGUUGUAAAGAAUGAAUUAGCCGUAGAAGAAACAAAUAAAGAGCUUGUUAUAUUUCCAAGCUUAACCUUGUUGAAGCUAUGGAAUUUGCCAAAACUGAGGUGCAUUCAUUCUGGAAAGCACAUGCCAGAGUGGCCUAUGUUAAAAGAAUUACAUGUUUUUCAUUGUCAAAUGCUGAAGUUUUUUGCAACAGAUUUUCAAAAUUCUACUAAUUCACAUUCAGAGGGUCAAGAUAGUUUUCCCACAGACCAGCAAGCCAUUGUCUCGCUCGAAAAGUGCUUUCAUGACAAAUCAGAUGUAUUUCCAUUUAUUUUCCAUUCAAAGGUGUCACUGCCCAAUAUUGAAAAACUUGGAGUGCUUCACAGUGCCUUCGAAGAGAUCUUUCCCACUGAAACACCUGACACAAAUCGUACUAUAAUCCUUUCACAUCUUAGAGUAUUGGAGCUACGAAGAAUGUCUCAUCUUAAAUCCAUAGGGUUUGAACAGUCCUGGAUGAGCCCCAUCCUUCAAAAUCUAGAAGACUUAUUGGUUUGGGAAUGUCAUUGUUUGACAAACUUAACACCAUCCAGUGUGUCUUUCUCCAAUCUGAUAAAGCUUAAUGUAAAUGAUUGUUGUAGAUUGGAAUACUUGUUCACGUCUUCAACUGCCAAAACAUUACAUCUGCUGAAGGAGAUGCAUGUAACCAACUGUAUAUCCUUAAAAGCAAUAGUGGCUAAAGAUCAAGAUGAAAAAGCAAAUACAGAUAGUGAUGAAGAUCAAGAAAAAGAAGCAAAUGGGAGUGCCACUUUGAAUUUGCCGUCUUUGAAAGAAAUGUCGUUCACCCAUUGCCACAGAACAAAAGUUUUCCAUCUUGGUGAUGCAGUACCAAAGGAAUUGAAAGUCACAAUAGACGGUGUCCAUUGGGAAGGUGAUAUAAAUUCUGUGAUCAAGCGACAGUCUGAAAAGGAGGCAGCCUGA
Abrus precatorius (Indian licorice) is the source of this 8580-nucleotide messenger RNA. RefSeq lists its product as uncharacterized. NCBI's taxonomy places the organism in Eukaryota, Viridiplantae, Streptophyta, Magnoliopsida, Fabales, Fabaceae. The transcript is spliced from 10 exons. The record is from RefSeq and is a predicted model, not a curated record. Bases 1 to 8580 code for a protein of 2859 amino acids. Gene Ontology annotation, molecular function: ADP binding; ATP hydrolysis activity.